AUGUUUCCGAGAGCUCCCGACAGUAGACAGUUGGUUAACAAAGCAGUUAUUGCCGAUAACCUUACAGAUGCAGAAGGAAUAAGGCUAUUCGGAUUUAUUAGCCCAGAUAAAUCUGGAUUUUAUCUCUUCAUUGUUCAAUUUUGUUCUGCUGAAGUUUGGCUCAGUCAUAACGAGAACUGGAGAAAUGCAAGGAAGGUAUUCGAUUCUGAAAACCAACCGAGGGAACUUCGGUUUUCGGAUAAAACUGCUCUGGUAGCUGGAAAUAAGUAUUUUAUUGAAGUCGUCUCCACUUGUUUUCAUAGGAGAAACAAAAUCCAACUUCUGUGGAAAACCCCAAGCAGUUCUACUUUUGAAAUAAUUAACGGGUCGUAUUUAUCGCAAUACGUAGAUGACACUGGUCGGAAUCAGUCCUUGAUUUACGAUGAUUUGUUACCAGAUUCGCUCGUUUGUGCCUCAAGAAGGAACAAUAGGACAUAUUUUAAAGCCCAGCCCGAAAUAAGCUAUUUAUCGCACGACGAAGUGAAAGAUAUUUUACCGUAUUGUGAGUACAACCCAAGCUAUACCGUAAACUACAAAAUGAAGAGGUAUGAAGCCGUGACGAGGCAUGUUGUCCAUUCAUUUAUUUACCCAUUUCCUGAACAUAUAGACCUUAAAGACCAAAAAUAUUGGAUUUAUCCACUGGGAGUAAACGAAGCGAGGAAAGUUGNGUUAAGAAAGUUCUGCAAUUUACAGGGUUGCCAAUGGUCAGGGGAAAAAUUAUUCAAGGGAAAUCUUAUUUUUAUCACUGAAAAGUCACGGAGUUUUGAGAAGUGA
Molecule: messenger RNA, 813 nt
Organism: Orbicella faveolata
Lineage: Eukaryota; Metazoa; Cnidaria; Anthozoa; Scleractinia; Merulinidae
Product: beta-1,4-N-acetylgalactosaminyltransferase 3-like
Source: RefSeq, a predicted model, not a curated record